Molecule: messenger RNA, 3348 nt
Organism: Onychostoma macrolepis
Lineage: Eukaryota; Metazoa; Chordata; Actinopteri; Cypriniformes; Cyprinidae
Gene: vps9d1
Product: VPS9 domain containing 1
Exons: 16
Coding region: 29-2122 (697 amino acids)
Biological process (GO): vesicle-mediated transport
Cellular component (GO): cytosol; endocytic vesicle
Molecular function (GO): small GTPase binding; guanyl-nucleotide exchange factor activity
Source: RefSeq, a predicted model, not a curated record
GACAGACUCGCGCGAUUGUUUUGGCAGGAUGGCCGCUUCUGUCAGUGACAGCAGUCAGAAACCGCUGCAGAAUGCCAUGAGACUUGUAAAAGUGGCCAUUCAGCUGGAUACCGGCAACAGACACAAGGAGGCGUACUGUGAAUAUUUGAGAAGUAUUAACUACAUCUCUCAUGCUCUGCUUGAAGAUGUCACAUCUAAACAGGAGGGAGAGAUGGAGUCGGUGGAAUUGGAGAAGAUGGUGAAACUAAUAGAGCAAUGUUUAGAGAGGGUUAAAUCAUGCAUCAUAAGAAAGCACGAGUCCCCAACACCUGUCAUUUCCUCCACUCCUCUGUCCGCUUCCCAACAGGCCACCUUUCCAGCUAUUAAUGCGACAAAUCAUCCCAAAAUGACAGAAACAUCUAAUGCAGCUGCAUUGCUUUCUGAGACCCAAAGGAAAGAGCAGCCCACCAGACAUCGCAGAGUCCUCUCUGAGGGAGGGGAGACCGACUCCCCCUUCCUGCCACCUGAAGUCUUCCAGAAGCUUCAGUCAAUGGAAUUACAAGACAACAGAAAGGAAUUAACGCCUAUUGAGGAAGCAUCACGUCUCAACCAGAAACUUAAGGCUAAUUAUGAGGCUCGGCUGGCAAGACUUACCCCUGGUCAGGCCACACAAAAAACCUCAUUGACUCUCUCACUCCAGAGGCAGAUGAUGGAGAAUCUGAAAAUAGCCAAAGCCAGGCAAGAUGCACUUCAAAGAAAAAUGGAGGAAAGGAGACUCCGGCUGCAGGAAGAAGCCAACAGGAGGUUUGCGAGCUGUGGGACCAUGACACCUGAGGAACAAGAGCAGCGGGUUCUGUAUGCAAGUGUGCUUGAAUAUGAGCAAGAUCAUGAAUGGCCAAAAAUUUGGAAAGCUAAUCUGAAAAAGAAUCCAAAUGAUCCAACGCUGGUUUCAGGUCUCAUCUCAUGUCUUCUCAGCUACCCAGACCAUCCAGUCAUGAAGUUGCUGAAGAGGCUUCAGUAUAGGGUGUAUAACAGAUUGUAUCCUAUAGUGUGCCAGUUUGUUCCUCUGAGCACAGUGCCUGGUCACUCCCUGCCCUUAAAGCCCUCCCGCAGCGCUCAAAGCCUGUUCCUGUCCGACAGUUUUAUCUCUCCGCAGCAGCAGCAGAGCCCGCUCAAAUCUGCUAUGACACACAGCUUAUCUGAUGCCUCCAUCUCCAUCUCCCUUUCCCCAUCCCACGACCUCAACGCCAACGACACAAAGUCAGAGACCGACCUGGAUGAGUGCUCAACUCUGGUCUCCACAGAUAGGGAGAACUCUUUUGAGGAUCUAGAGAAGUUUCUUACUCAGCUGGACUGGGUUCCUUCUCACAGUGGUGAUGAUACAGACUAUGAUGUGACCUUUGACACAACACACAUAGACCUCAAAUCUCAUAUUAAUCAUCUUGAGGAGCGUGCUUUGAAGGAACAUUUGAAGGCCAUCGUCAAAGACAUCCACAAUGCUAUCGAUCGCCUGCUGUCCCUGUGUCUUCUCUCUUUUGAAUGUCUCAACACUGCGAAUUCUAAGGACCAAUGUGUGGCGAGUAUAGAGGAAGUCUUCUUCACCCCUAUUUGGCCCCCUCUUUUGGCACUUUUUAGGAAGGUGCAUCAAGAACGGGAGCUGGCUGUUGAGAGCAGCAUGCGUCUUCAUCGUAAUCUUUCACCUGGUGAUGUUGGUGUUUCAUCUAAAUUGUUCCCAAGAGACCCAGCUGUGCUGCAUGGUUCCUAUCCAUACGAAUCAGCGGUGCAGGAGCUGAAGCUUCUGUGUAGAGACUAUUGUCCUCAGAAGAAACUGGAGUGUAUUGUGAGAACUCUACGAAUUAUCUGUGGCUGUGCUGAAGAGUACCGCCUCCUGCAAGAAAAUGAUCCUCCACCCAAAUCAGCAGCGAUAGGUGCGGAUGACCUGUUGCCCAUCCUGACGUUCGUGGCUUUACGCAGUGAAACGCCUCAGCUGGUGUCUGAAUGUGCCGCAUUGGAAGAGUUCAUUCACGAGGGGUAUCUGAUCGGAGAGGAAGGGUACUGCCUGACGUCAGUGCAGAGCGCGCUGACCUACGUUGAGUCAUUGCUCUUGGGUGGGGCUCCACCCCCGGCUGCCAAACCCACCUGACGUAGGUGCCUUAGCCGACGGAAAGAUCUCAUCGUGUUUGACAGUCCUAAGGAGUUGGUGUAUCUCUUCUGCUCAGCCUGUUCAAGUCCCAAAUCAGGCCAGACUUCAGUUCUAUUCAGAACUUCCCCACCUACUGCUUUUGAAGUGACUGGAGAAGAUUAUUCACUGUGUUUGGGCGCUACAGGGCAGGUUCAUCUGAAUGUGGUUAGAAGUAAGAUCAGUAUUGUAGCCAAAGCAAAAAAAAAAAUAUUUAUAUGAGGCUGAAUGGGAUUAAAUGGGCCAGAUGUUAGGAAAGGAUUUGUGCAAAGGUUAGUUGAAAUGUUUUUUUUUUUUAUAUAUAUAUAUAUAUAUAUAUAUAUAUAUAUAUAUGUAUAUAUAUAUGUGUAUAUAUAUGUGUAUGUAUGCAUGUAUGUACACAAAUCCUAAUUCUAGUUCUAAUCCCAUUGACUUUUUUUUUUAUUUUUUAUUUUUUGGUCAAAAUGUAUUUCUCAGAUAAUUUUAUCAAUGGAAAUGGAAAAACUAAAGCACUACUAGCAUUUGUCAUCAUGUAACACCCUAUUUAUUAAACCAUAUAAAAAGAGAUACUAAUUGAGUUUUUUUGUUGUUGUAUUUUAGCUCAGAAUUUUAGCCAUUUUGAGCUUGUUGCACUGGUUAGGACAUAAUGGAGAAAAAUGGUGAAAACAAGUUCUGUUAUGUUUAUACUCCAAGCUGUACAUUUCUCUUGCAAGUAAAUAUACCACUUAGUAGACAGGCAUCAUGUUGUUAAGCAGUAUAGGUUUUAUCUAUUUCUUUUUAAAUGUCUUAAUUUGUUAAUUAAUUGCUUUUCACUCUAAUAGUCAAAGCAAUGAAAUCAAUGUGAAAAAAAAAAAAAGUUUGGAUUCGCAAGAAACAUUAAUGCUGCUGAACCGUCUGUCUUCAGUUACUGAGGUUGAGGGUAUUGAAUAGAAAAUAGACAUAAUAAAAUAAAUUGUAUGAGCAAAUGCAUUUAUAUAUUUAUGUUUUGUCUGAGCAGAAUGUGUGAUUGUGUUUGUUGCUAAAGAUGUGUAAUGUGAAUGUAGCCUGAAUCUCUUUGCUUGAGAGACAGCGGCCAUGUUUUUUCUUUUGUUUUUUAUAAAACCUUCCCAAGUUCUUCAUACCCGAUCGUUAGGAUUGGAUAAUGCACAAUGGCAUGGUUUAAAAGUGCAUGUCAUGUGAAUUUUCUAACAAUAAAGACAUAUGUAACACUU